AUGUAUAGUAGUAAUCAAAGACCUCCAAGUACGACCAAGGAUAAAAUGCAAGCACAAGGAUUACCCAAUUAUCCAUUAUUACUUAAUAAAACCUAAUCCACACCAUCAUCUCAGGAGAUCAAAUCUGGUUAUACAUACUCCUCAUAUGGGACAUCCACACUGAGCACCCAACCACAAUACGUUAGUUUUCAUUAUUUAUUCGAGUAGACGAGACCUUACGAAUAAUACGGCUAAAAACUAAAUCCAUAUUAAAUCAAUUAAUAACAAUCAUCAAGUGGUAUGACAACUUCACUAUCGACUACUCAAAAGACCAAUUCAACAAUUUCAUCCAUGACACAGUCUCAACCAGAAUAAUAACAACCAUCGAAAUAUAUGUCAAAUGUCAGCAAAGGCAUAUGCGGAUUGAGAAAUAUUGGCAAUACCUGUUUCAUGAAUUCAGUUCUGUAAUGCUUACUCAACCUUCCUGCCUUCAAUGAACACUUUUUUAAUGGAGAUUACCUAAAGGACAUGAAUUCCAAAAACAGCUCCGUUCCAAACGAGUACAGCAAACUAGUUUCCACUAUCAGAAGCACUCCAAAUUUUCAAUCCGUUGCUCCAUACGGAAUCAAAUCAGCAGUUGAAAAUGUUAUGCCCUGUUUCAGAGGCUAUGCUCAAUAAGAUGCCCAAGAAUUUUUGGUUGCACUUCUAGAUGGCCUCAGUCUUGGCUUGAAUAGAGUGAAAAGCAAAUCAACCUAUAAAGAAAUGAAUGACAAUCUCAAUGGAAGGACAUUACAAGAUUUAAGCAAAGAGUGGUGGGAAUACUCAAAAAGCAGAGAAAACAGUUUGGUUCUAGAUUAUUUCUAGGGGUAAUUGCUACACACAAUCAAAUGCUCCUAUUGUAACCAUAAUUCAUAUGCAUUCGACACUUUCUUAGAUACGUCUUUAGCAUUUACAAGAGCAUUUAAAAUAUUAGAAGAUAUGGAUCUAGAUAGACUAUUAGAUAAAUAUGUAAUCGAAGAAACGAUUGAUGACUAUUAUUGUUCAAAAUGCAAAAAGCAUUAGAAAGUAAAACGCAAAUUUACAAUUUGGAGAUUGCCUCACAUUUUGAUGUUUCAUAUCAAAAGAUUUGAUUACAGAAGAUUUUCCAGUGACAAAUUAAAUCAUCGAGUCAAGUUCCCUUUGGAAUUAGAUAUGACUAAAUUCAUCUAGGAUUCACGUAAGACAUUCUUAAUUUUAGUUGACUAGUCUACCAAAAAUUGUUAAUAUUCCUUGUGUGGAAUAGUAAAUCAUAGUGGAACUCUCUAUGGAGGCCACUACACAGCUGACAGUUUGAAUCCAUUUAAUUUAAAAUGGUAUCGAUAUAACGAUUCCGAUGUUAGAGAGAUUGAUGUUAAACAACAAAGAUAUGAUACUGAUGGCAGUAGUAGUCCAUACAUAUUGUUUUAUGCGAGAAAGUCAUUAUAUUGA
Messenger RNA from Paramecium tetraurelia, 1446 nucleotides. RefSeq lists its product as uncharacterized. Gene Ontology annotation, molecular function: cysteine-type deubiquitinase activity. The transcript has 6 exons. Gene Ontology annotation, biological process: protein deubiquitination. The record is from RefSeq and is a predicted model, not a curated record. NCBI's taxonomy places the organism in Eukaryota, Ciliophora, Oligohymenophorea, Peniculida, Parameciidae.